AUGACAUCCGUCAAUCAAGCUCCACCUCAAUUGUCCAAUAAGAAUUUGUUUCAAACAAGACCAUUCGUUGAUAAUGAAUUCAUCGAGACUACUAAAUCCAAGCAAACUUUUAAAGUGAUUAAUCCAGCCACUGAAGAAGUUCUAGCUGAAUUACCAGUCCAAACAGAAGAAGAAAUUGAUCAAGCUAUUGAGUCGUGUCAUCGUGCUUUCCAAACUUUUAAACAAACAAAUUCUUAUGACAGAGCCAAAAUGUUGCGCAAAUUGUAUGAUUUAAUGAUUGAAAAUUUGGACGAUUUGGCCAUGUUGAUAACUUUAGAAUGUGGUAAAAGUCUAGUUGAUGCAAAAGGUGAAAUCAAAUAUGCUGCUUCAUAUUUUGAAUGGUUUAGUGAGGAAGCCAAAAGAAAUUAUGGUGAAACUAUUCAAACCUCAAAUCCAAACAAUAAAGUCAUUACAUUGAGACAACCAAUUGGACCGGUUGGAUUAUUAUGCCCAUUCAAUUUCCCAACUGCUAUGGGCUCAAGAAAAGCUGCACCUGCUUGGGCAGUUGGAUGUACUUGUAUUUUGAAACCAGAUGCUCAGACGCCAUUGAGUUCUUUAGCCCUUGCUUAUUUAUCAAGAGAAGCAGGGUUCCCACCGGGUGUAUUCAAUGUAGUGUUGGCAUCAGUUGAAUCAACGCCGAUGGUUGGAUUGAAAAUUUGUGAGAGUCCCAAGAUUAAGAAAGUUAGUUUUACUGGAUCAACUCCUGUUGGUAAAUUACUCAUGAAACAAAGUGCACUGACCUUGAAGAAAUUAUCGAUGGAAUUGGGUGGUAAUGCACCAAUUGUCGUUUUUGAUGAUGCUGAUUUAGAACUUGCUGUAAGUCAAUCGAUUGCAUCCAAAUUUAGAUCAUUGGGACAAACUUGUGUAUGCGCAAAUAGAAUUUAUGUCCAAAGUGGAAUUUAUGACAAAUUCUGUCAAGCAUUUGCUGCAAAGACUAAUGAAUUCAAAAUUGGUAAUGGAAUGGAUCCAGAUGUAACUCAUGGUUGUUUAAUCAAUGCUAAAGCAGUCGCUAAAGUUGAAGAGCAUUUUAAUGAUGCAGUCAGCAAAGGAGCUGAUGUCUUGGUCAAAGGUGGUAGAUUGCCGGAAUUGGGUGAGCACUUUUAUGCACCAUCAGUUGUUUACAAUACUCCUAGUAAUGCUCAAGUAUUUCAUGAAGAAACAUUUGGUCCAUUAGCAGCAAUUGCAAAAUUUGACACUCGGGAAGAAGUUGUACAGUUGUGUAAUGAUACUCCUUAUGGUUUGGCAUCAUAUGUAUUUAGUGAAUCAUUGAAUACUGCCUGGUAUAUGUCGGAGUAUUUGGAUGUUGGUAUGGUUAGCGUAAACACUGGAUUAUUUACUGACGCUAGUUUACCAUUUGGUGGAAUCAAAGAGUCGGGUUUUGGAAGGGAAGGUUCACUUCAUGGAAUGGAUGAUUACACUGUUAUAAAAUCAAUUACAUUAGGAAACUUGUAUAGAUAA
Molecule: messenger RNA, 1497 nt
Organism: Lodderomyces orthopsilosis Co 90-125
Lineage: Eukaryota; Fungi; Ascomycota; Pichiomycetes; Serinales; Debaryomycetaceae
Product: succinate-semialdehyde dehydrogenase (NAD(P)(+))
Exons: 1
Coding region: 1-1497 (498 amino acids)
Biological process (GO): GABA catabolic process
Molecular function (GO): succinate-semialdehyde dehydrogenase (NAD+) activity
Source: RefSeq, a predicted model, not a curated record